Messenger RNA from Mytilinidion resinicola, 2412 nucleotides. Its product is annotated as RabGAP/TBC. The record is from RefSeq and is a predicted model, not a curated record. Lineage: Eukaryota; Fungi; Ascomycota; Dothideomycetes; Mytilinidiales; Mytilinidiaceae. The transcript is spliced from 3 exons. The annotation marks the transcript as partial.
UCUUGCUCGCCCGAAACCCUGAGCUCCAAGAGCUCGACCUCUCGAUCAUGGCUCAGCAGUGUCCGGCGGCCGCGGACCUCGCCCGGCCCGCGCGCUCCUGCCUUCAAGCGCUCACUGCUAGCGGACGACGAUGUGCGGCGCGACUCGGCCCUGCAGCCCAGCAGCAGCAAUUCGACCGCCGGCGACCACGAUGUGGCGGAGAGUAGGGCGAGUUUCGACGGUGUGGGUGGGCGAUUACCACGGGUACCAAGCCUACCCACUAUUGUAAUACAGGACGGGUCGAGGGGGUUUAAUAGCGUGGACGGGCGAAGUAAUAGGGCAAUUGGAGGCGAAAUGGGCAGGGAAGGCGCAUUCAAGGGCAUUGAGACGGACAUACCCUCUGGCGGGUUCGAGGACUUCGCGAGUCCGUCACAACUUGAGUUUUCGAAGAGGGGGAGCAUGCUGCUGGGCGGGAAGCGGGCAAAUAAAAUGAAUAAACAGCUGGGGUCAGCGAAAAAUAGGGACGCGGAGAAUUCGCCGCCGCUGGAGAGUUCGCCGCCGCAAGAGACUCCACGACCGCAGACACCGCCGCGACAGCAGCAACUGCAAACACCACUUUCCCCACCGCGACAGAUGCCGAGAUCGCCGCCGAGACUUACAAGAGGGCCCACGUUGAGGACUGCGGCGCAGAGUACGAGGGUGUUGUCUACGGAUGAGAUGACGCUUUCGAGGCGGGUGCGGUCGAUGUAUGAGCAUGGGAAUGAGAAUGCACCGGAGUGGGAGGAGCCGCCGCCUGUUUCGUGGCGGGAUAACCCCGCAAUUGAUGAUGAGAGUGUGUCCGAGACACCUUUAAAUGGAUCAACCUUGACCGUGGAUAAGACAUCUCAGAUUGGGACCGGAUCACAGCAUUCACUCCGAACGCCAAGCUUUGCGCCGAGUAGGAGGGAGAGCAUGAUCAUCAAGGAACCCACGGAAGCUGCAGGGGGCAUAGAGGACUGGGAAGAUAUUGGCGGGGGCGAAGUCGAUCGGUAUGGAUUCAUACUACCGAAAAAGGUUGGCUCGAGAGGGUCGAAUGGUUCGGGGGAGGAGGCUCCACGCCUUCAGAGGGUUUCAACGGCACUACAAAUUGUGUCCGAGGAGCCAAGGAGGAGACGGACAAUAAGGAGGUCUCCAUCGAAUGCGCGUUCAUCCAGGUCUGCGAACCCAUCAAGCAGACGAAAAGCACCCCGAUCUUUGAAACCCCCUACUGGCUCGAUAUAUUCUAACAAGACUACUACAUCAUUUAGCAGUACGCAGAACCCAAUCAGAUACGCAGCGAAUAGGCUACCGCAUAAUAGGGAUCGGAGAUGGAUGGACGAAGCCGCCGAUAUGCUCACUCUACCCCCUGGGCUCGCCGACAUCGCGGAGCAAGAAGAGGGUGGUAGGGCAGCGCUGGCGAUGAAGAAAAAGGAGAUCGAGCGGGAAGAAAAAUGGAGGAAAAUGGCCAAGGUGGUCACCAAGGGCGCAAAGAGCGGAGGCAUGAUUUUCGAAUUCGACACGAAGGACCCAAAGUUAGUAUCACGAACUUGGAAAGGCAUUCCGGACAGGUGGCGGUCAACGGCCUGGUAUGGAUUCCUAGCAGCGAGCGCGAAGAACGACAAGAACAGCCCGACGGAUCAAGACUUGAUUGAGAGCUUCUAUGAACUGCAAGAGGAGAGUUCGGCGGACGACAUGCAGAUUGACGUCGAUGUUCCUAGGACUAUUGGUGGCCAUGUCAUGUUCAGGAGACGAUAUCGAGGAGGACAACGACUCCUUUUCCGAGUCCUCCACGCCAUGUCACUGUACCUCCCAGACACCGGCUACGUCCAAGGCAUGGCUGCCCUGACCGCCACCCUACUCUGCUAUUACGACGAAGAAAAGGCCUUCGUGAUGCUAGUACGUCUAUGGCAGCUCCGCGGUCUAGAGCGCCUCUACGAGUCCGGCUUCGACGGCCUCAUGGAAGCCCUCGACGACUUCGAAAAGAACUGGCUCAACGGCGGCGACGUCGCCAAGAAACUCGAGGAACUCGGCAUCACCUCGACCGCCUACGGCACGCGCUGGUACCUGACCCUCUUCAGCUACAGCAUCCCGUUCCCCGCCCAACUCCGCGUCUGGGACGUCUUCAUGCUGCUCGGCGACGCCAGCCACAAGUCGCUCGCUCCCCCACCCAUCUCAACCCAUCCCACUACUACUCCAUCCCCCCCGCCGAAGCACAUGGCGAGCUUCAGCGGCGACUUGGACGUCCUGCACGCGACCAGCGCGGCGCUGAUUGACGCAAUGCGUGAGGUGCUGCUCGACUCGGACUUUGAGAACGGCAUGAAGGUGCUCACGAGCUGGAUCCCGGUGAAAGACGAGGAUCUGCUCAUGCGCGUCGCCAAGGCGGAGUGGAAGAUGCGGAAGAAGAGGGCCACGACG